Molecule: messenger RNA, 717 nt
Organism: Plasmodium vivax (malaria parasite P. vivax)
Lineage: Eukaryota; Apicomplexa; Aconoidasida; Haemosporida; Plasmodiidae
Exons: 1
Coding region: 1-717 (238 amino acids)
Source: RefSeq, a predicted model, not a curated record
AUGCAGGAAAUCGACUCCAACGUGACAGGGGGGAAUUCCCCAACAUGCCCCAAGCUGGAGACCCCCAAUGAGGACGAUAAAAUGAGAAGAGACAAAAAUGAGGAAAGCCCAUGUGACCCUCCCCUGGAGAAAGGCACAAAUGGAAAGGUAAAUCCUCACGCGCGGGCAAAAUAUAGCCAUGUUAAUAGGAGAGAGGCCUGGAGGAAGAGGAAACCCCACGGUAAUGCUCCUCACGGUGAUGCCCCCCCCGACGGGAAGAAACAGAAAGAACAAAACACCUGCGUGGUAUGCCUCCAAAAUGGAGUAGCGAAGUACAAAUUUGUGUGUUGCUGCGAAGGCUACUGCUCAGUCGCCUGUUUUAAGAAGCACGACAAAGAGGCCUGUUUGGAGGAGCAAAGAAAGAAGGCCAGCAGAUUAAAUGUGCCUAAUUCCCUAGACAGCCAAAACGGUGAGCAUAAAAAGGGCGAAGCGGAAGAAAGGGGUGAUAACCGUAAGGAGGAUGACGAAGAGUCCGAGGAGGACCUGCUGACAGAGGACCAAAAGAUGAAGCUAAAGGAAGACAUCACCUUGAGGAUGCUUCUUAAAAAUAAUUAUGUCCGUUCCGUUUUCAAGCAUCUUACUACAUCCAAGGAUAAAAUCGCCUACCUCUCCAAUUAUAUUAACGACCCCACGAUUGUGCAGGUGGUCGAUCAAAUUAUGAAAUCCGUGGAGGGUUGA